This is a messenger RNA of Kalmanozyma brasiliensis GHG001, 1227 nucleotides long. RefSeq lists its product as uncharacterized. The transcript has a single exon. The record is from RefSeq and is a predicted model, not a curated record. Lineage: Eukaryota; Fungi; Basidiomycota; Ustilaginomycetes; Ustilaginales. The coding region runs from base 1 to 1227 and encodes 408 amino acids.
AUGGUGCCCAGACUAUUGUUUCUGCGAGCCUGCCUCUUGGCGGCGCUCAGCAUGGCGCUGUACUCGCAGCCAGUCUUGACUGGCUACUCUGCCCAACUCGACGCCUUUGACUGGCCAGCAAAUACCGCCUUGAUGCUCAGCUCGGGGCUGCACCUCUCCGACACGCGUCGCUACACCGAGCAGCAGGCGGACGAUUUGCUUGCGAACGCGCUGGUACGUUUGAAGCAUCUCGCUCGAGGCAGAACGACAUCCGAGGAGGCCUUUCCGUCCGUUCGCCUCGUGACCGCCGGCUUCAUGCCUCGACACGUCCUCGUCACCCAAGGCAUCGACCCCGAAGCCCAGGGACGGCUUUCGACCCGGCGCUGGUUCUCGCUGCCCUUGCUAGCGGCACCCCCUGCAGAUCCUGAUGACGUGCACUACCUUGAGAUGCAGACGAUCGACGGCCGUCGUGCUCGCUCACUUGAUCUGAUCCGCUUUGACCGCUUCGCGCCUCGCGCUCAUUCCGGCUUCUGGCUCCCCACCGCCAUCGUCCGCCCCGUGCUCAAACCCAUACCUCGCAGCGCCGACGACAAGCUCGAGUUCCGGGUCGUGUACCAGUUCCCUACCUCGCCCGCCAUCUUCCGAGAUCUGUUUCGCACCGACCCGGAGCAGGCGUAUAGUCACCUCAGGCAGGUGCUGGAUCGCAAGCAGGCGGUAUGGCUGUCCAAGCUCGAUCCGUUGGAUCAAAAGCUGGUCUCAAAUAUGUGGAAGCGAUCGCACAAGUCGAACUUACUGCCUGCCUCACCGUUCUUUGAACAGGCGGAGAGGGAGACGUGGGCUGCAAGGCACGGCGGGUCGUACUUCCAGGCUUCGACGAGAGGCUCGCGCGAGCUUGUCAACAAGGGCCUACGUCGGCAGCAAGAGCUCGAGUUGCUCUCUUCUCACGAUGAGUACGGGCGCUCUCCAUCUUCGCCGGCAACGCAAGUCGGAUCUUCGAGCACACCACGCGGUCGACAAGACGCAGCCGGCACGUCGGCGGUCGAGUCGGAUGAGACAAGGCCAAUUAUAGAGCACGACUUCUUAAACAUGCUGCCAUCUGGGCAAUUUUCUUCGCUCCACGAUUCGCAGCCGCAGCAGCCACUCCCUUCCGUUGACCAUUCGCCCAACAGCAGGUCCGAACCCAACCUUGACCUCACCCUCGGACCCUUCGCGGGCAGCAAGAGGCGCCAACCGUCUUCUCCGUCUUAG